Messenger RNA from Medioppia subpectinata, 2841 nucleotides. The record is from the annotation of a GenBank genome assembly. NCBI's taxonomy places the organism in Eukaryota, Metazoa, Arthropoda, Arachnida, Sarcoptiformes, Oppiidae.
GGGGCAUUUGUUUGUUGACGUGAUUUGUGUGGACGACAAGCGAAACGUGUAUUUGAGUGAAGACUUCCUUUUCCUGUAAAACAAUUGGUCUUAAAGUGAAACCAAAUCAUGAAAAAGACGGUCAAAAAGGUUAGAGUGCGUAAAGUGGCGCCAUUGCCGUCAUUGGUGGCCAACAAGUCCGCCAAAGAUGUCAAGAAGACAGUCGACCCUCUGAUCCAGAAGAGGCCCAAGAACUUCGCCAUCGGCGGUGACAUUCAGCCCAAGCGAGACUUGACCCGAUUCUUCCGAUGGCCGCGAUAUAUACGCGUCCAAAGACAGAGAGCUAUUUUGAUGGAACGGCUGAAGAUUCCGCCGACCAUUAAUCAGUUUAGGAGUGGUUUUCUCGACAGACAAACAGCGACCCAAUUGUUCCGAUUGCUCGACAAAUAUCGUCCGGAAUCGAAGAAAGCAAAGAGAGAUCGUCUUAAAAAAGACGCCGAAUCUAAGGCCGCCGGUAAAGAGUCGGCGCCCUCUAAGAGACCGCCAGUUGUUCGCUACGGCGUCAAUACAGUGACAACUCUUGUCGAGCAGAAAAAGGCUCAAUUGGUGGCCAUCGCUGCCGACGUGGAACCGAUCGAAUUAGUGUUGCAUUUGCCGUCUCUUUGCCGCAAAAUGGGAAUCCCUUACUGUGUUGUUCGCGGCGGGCGCUCACGACUCGGACACGUGACCCGAAAGAAGGGAUGCUCUGCCGUUGCGUUCACUUCGGUGGCGCCCGAGGAUCGGCUAUCGCUGACCAAACUGGUAGAAGUGGUCCGAACCAACUUCAACGACCGCUUCGAUGAGAUCCGCCGCCAAUGGGGUGGAGGAGUGCUGGGCGUGAAGUCCAGAGCGAAGAUCACUAAAUUGGAAAGAGCCAAACAGAAGGAGUUGGGCCAACUCCAGGGCACCGUGGAAGAAUUGUAUAGUAAUUGUUGGCCGAAGAAGUGGUACAAAAUGAUGGAUCCAAACAUCGGUUGGUUUCAAGAGGAACAUAAGGGACCGGCACUCGACCUCUGGAAGAACAUAUGGAUCAGCUCUAACCCAACCAUUGAUAGACAGCCCGAAUAUAUCCCUUUCGGUGAAGACGGCGGCGAUGGCGGCCAACAGCCGGCCGUUGCGGCCAAUAGUGGGCCCAAAAUGAGUACAAACCAAACGAACGCAACGAAUGGCAAACCGAACCCAAAUAAGAGCCAAUUGGCCGCCAGUCAGACACAGAACAAACGGGUUCGUCGGGAAAACCCGGCUUCCACUUACCAUUUAGACGAUAACCAGCAUUUGCUCUCCAAAUACAAGGGCACGCCGUGGAGAAGACUUCGGCCCCGAUAUAACACCGGAAUCGUUGGUUUGCACGAAGAGGUCGAAGACUUUUACAAUUACAUGAAACCCAGACCUGAAGAGCACUCCAUGCGAGAAGAUGUGGUCAAACGGAUUAAGAAAGUGGUGACCGAUGUUUGGCCGCACGCGAAGGUCGACUACUUUGGCUCAUUCAGGACUGGCCUGUAUUUGCCGACCAGUGAUAUCGAUAUGGUUGUGGUCGGGAAGUGGGAAUCCAUUCCUCUCUUCACUCUCGAGAAGAAACUCUUGGACUCCGGUAUUGUUGACGACACGACCAUCAAAGUGCUGGACAAGGCCUCCGUUCCCAUCAUUAAGUUGACUGAUCUUCAAACCAAUGUUAGGGUUGACAUCAGUUUCAAUACCUGUAAUGGCAUCCGAAGCGCCAAACUUAUCAAACACUUCAAAAAACAAUUUCCAAAUCUUCCGAAAUUAGUGUUAGUAUUGAAACAAUUUCUACUUCAAAGAGAUUUAAAGGAAGUGUUUACGGGAGGAAUCAGUUCUUAUUCACUGAUUCUAAUGGUUAUCAGUUUUAUUCAACUGCACCCCCGAAAGGACGCCCAGAACCCAAACGCCAACUUAGGAGUUCUUCUUCUGGUAAUACCAGUUGACGGCUAUGAGUUCUUUGAGCUCUACGGACGGCUUUUCAACUACUAUCGCGUCGGCAUUCGUAUCAAAGACGGCGGUUCUUAUGUCUCCAAAUCCGAGAUUCAGAAGCAAAUGGACCCCAACUAUAGGCCGUCAAUCCUAUGCAUCGAAGACCCCCUCAACCCCAGCAACGAUAUCGGGAAGAGCUCUUACGGCGCUAUUGUUGUUAAGCAGGCGUUUGAAUACGCUUUCGAUACACUGCAUCAGGCCGUCGGCCCUCUCAGCGCAACCGUAGACCAAAGCCAAAGCAUUUUGGGUCGCAUUAUAAGAGUGACCGACGAAGUGGUGGACUAUCGCGAAGACAUCAGCAAACGCUUCACCGCUCCCAAGAAGAACUCCAUUGCGUCCACACAUUCUGACGAUCACUCGACCUCUUCGUCGUGUAUGGAGUCGUCCGAUGAAUACAGCGAUAAUGAAACUGAAAGUCAGAACAAUUAUAAGCAAAACAACCAAAAUUCUGCACGAAAUUCGCCGACAAAUACUCAACGAAACUAUUAUAACAAUAAGAGUCAUAACUAUUCGAACCAAACGACUGGCAAUCAGUACCGGAAUAAUAGAGACACUAAACCACAAAACUAUUUACAAAAUAGGAAUCAAAAUACAUAUCGAUUCGGGAAUAGAAAUACAACUCAAAUGACUCGCAAAAAGAAUCCAUUUUUUAACAACCGAAAGGAUGGAAAUUGAUUUACAAUUAUUUCUCUUUUUUUAAAUAAAAAUUACAUGUCUUUUGAUUCCACUCGUGAAGAACUUAUGCUUUUCUUAAAAUUAUUCUGUAAAUAGAAUUUAAAUCACAAUAAAUGUAUUUAAAAAACGUGAAAACGUUUAAAUGGUUGUUAAUGUCAC